GGGGCAAAAGAUCAAUCUUUUUUUUUUAAAAUGUUUUCUAUAUUGGUUAAAAUCUACAAUGGAUUAUUUCAAGUUGUGAUAGCACUGAAGGCUACAAUUAAGAAACAGGUUAUGAUAGCACUGAAGGCUACGAUUAAAAGACAGGUACACCUUGAUUACCAUGAAGUUGGUGCUAAUAUCAUAAUAUCUGUAUCAUAUCAGGCCACUCUUCAAGGAUUUGUAGCUAAAGGGAUAUCAAGAGAAGAAGGUGAAGCUUUACUCAGGAAAAUUGUUGAAAUAGCAUGUGAUGUACGGGAUAUAUAUUAUUAUAAAGCCAGCAAAGGUUCUUGGGAUGUUAUUGGAGAUCCAAAAGCUUUAAACGUCCACUCCUUGUUGCUGCUUCUGUUGGAGGCUAUGGAGCUAAUCUUGCUGAUGGUUCUGAAUAUAGAAACUUUUCCUCUCGAGCACUUGUGAUAUUCUCAUGCAUUGCAGUGGCAUAUAUGGGGAUACAGUGACUCUGGAGACUUUGAAAGAUUUCCAUAGAAGAAGAGUUCAAGUUCUUGCCGACUCUGGUGCUGACCUGCUUGCAUUUGAGACAAUUUCAAACAAAUUGGAUGCUAUGAUAAUGGGGAAAGUGAAUAAAGAGAGGCUGGGAGAAUUCCUUGGGGAGUUGCAGAGGAAAGAGCAUACAAAUGACAGGUAUGUUGCUGUUCUGAGAGGGGAAACGUUGAUUAGAAACCCAUUUGUGAGAAUGCAACCUUUCCCAGACCAAAGCACAACUGAAGUUAGCAAGGCAUAGGAGUAGAUAAUGAGACUGCUGUUGGCAGACUUUUGUACCCAGAACUUUUUUCUAUUUUUUUCUCCCUUUUCACUACCAUUGUAGAGCACACUAUUAUGAAUGUCUAACGGUGACUUUUGAUUUACUGAUUCUUUAUCAUAAUGGGAUCACCAAAACUGAAGCUUAGCUUGUAUAUAUUUGUGUUUUAUAAAAAGGACAAAUAUUAGAUGGUACAAGGA
Coffea arabica (coffee) is the source of this 996-nucleotide messenger RNA. The record is from RefSeq and is a predicted model, not a curated record. Lineage: Eukaryota; Viridiplantae; Streptophyta; Magnoliopsida; Gentianales; Rubiaceae.